Miniopterus natalensis is the source of this 2701-nucleotide messenger RNA. The record is from RefSeq and is a predicted model, not a curated record. NCBI's taxonomy places the organism in Eukaryota, Metazoa, Chordata, Mammalia, Chiroptera, Miniopteridae.
UGACUUUAAGAUAUAAUAUUUUCCUUAAACAACAUAAAUUUAUUGAAUCUUUUUAAAGCUGAAAUGUAUUUUCAGUUUGUAACAGGUAAAUUUUGUUUUUAAAAGUACUGCUGCUCAGUGGCUGUGUUAAUUCAUGACAAUCUGGCACAUCUUAAAGGACUGAGAAUUGAUCAUGGAGUGUUUUUGCCAUCCAGCAUUGUGCUCACAUAGUGAAGUGUACAACUUGAUAAACAUUUAUUGAGUGUCUGCUGUAUACACAUGGGUACUGAGAUAGUGUUUCUACACUUGAGAAGUUUUAAUUGGAACACUGUAUACACUAGAUCAUACUUAGGAUGCUUGGUUUUUGUUUGAAUUUUGUGUUUUCCCAUAAAUAUUUAUUUAACAUCUGCAAUGGUGAAGUUACUGUGUCACGUAUUAUGGUAGAUACCAUGGUAAGGGACAGUUUCUGCUUUUCCACUGCUGAUAAAUAAAUAAUGUAGAUGGUUUGCAUUAUAAUUGCAAUGCAAAACAGAUUGUGGCAUGUAGCAUCAGACAGUUAUAAACAGAGCAUUAUGUGGGUUCGGAAGAGAUCACAUCCAACUGAGUAGACCAAAGAAUACUUUAGGAUAGGUCACUCUUAAGUUUGGUCUUGAUUCAAGUAGGAAAGGAAGGAACGUUUAAGACAGAUUAUAUGACUACACCACGUAUUAGGUCCCUUGACUGGAGAAGAAUAUUACUGAGCUAUUGCAAAUUCGGUAUCUUGAAGUUCUUAUCUACAUUUGCCUUUUCCUUGCCUUACAUUAUUUCCUGCAUUAAUUUAAAAAACAAAGUUUGCUAUUCUAACACAAGUUAACACACCAUAGAAAUGACAAUAGACUUAAACUCACUGUAAUUGUUAUUGGCUGAUAUUUGCACUGCAUUUGGAACCAAUUAAAGGCCUCACUAAACAUUCUUAGGAGGUUAAUAAGGUAAUGGGAGCAAAUUGUAAGAUUCACUUUCCCUCUCAGUGGAUUCAUUUAUAGUAGUCAUGUAAUUUUCUUCAAGUUGCUAACUAAUGUAUUUUUAUUCCAAGCAGGUCUAUAAUAUGGAUUUAGAGCUCGAGGAUUAUCAUAACCAGACGCCUGCCACAGAGAACAACACUGCUGCCCCUGGGCAUCCUGACUUCCCAGUCUGGGAUGACUAUAAAAGCAGUGUAGAUGACUUGCAGUAUUUUCUGAUUGGACUCUAUACACUUGUAAGUCUUCUUGGUUUCAUGGGGAAUCUACUUAUUUUAAUGGCUCUCGUGAGAAAGCGUAACCAGAGUACCACAGUAAACUUCCUCAUAGGAAACCUGGCCUUCUCUGAUAUCUUGGUUGUGUUGUUCUGCUCGCCUUUCACACUGACCUCUGUCUUACUGGAUCAGUGGAUGUUUGGCAAAGUCAUGUGCCAUAUUAUGCCUUUCCUUCAAUGUGUGUCAGUUCUGGUUUCAACUUUAAUUUUAAUAUCAAUUGCCAUCGUCAGGUAUCAUAUGAUAAAGCAUCCUAUAUCUAAUAAUCUAACAGCAAACCAUGGCUACUUCCUGGUAGCUACAGUCUGGACACUGGGUUUUGCGAUCUGUUCCCCCCUUCCAGUGUUUCACAGUCUUGUGGAACUUCAGGAGACUUUUGGCUCAGCGUUGCUGAGCAGCAAGUAUUUAUGUGUUGAAUCGUGGCCAUCUGAUUCGUACAGAAUUGCUUUUACUAUCUCUUUAUUGCUAGUUCAGUAUAUUCUGCCCUUAGUGUGUCUAACUGUAAGUCAUACCAGUGUCUGCCGGAGUAUAAGCUGUGGACUGUCCAACAAAGAAAACAAACUAGAAGAAAAUGAGAUGAUCAACUUAACUCUUCAGCCAUCCAAAAAGAGUGCGCCUCCGGUGAAACUCCCCAGCAGCCGUAAGUGGAGCUCUUCAUUCAUCAAAAAGCACAGAAGAAGAUACAGCAAGAAGAAGGCAUGCGUGUUACCUGCUCCGGCAAGGCCUCCCCAAGACAAUCAUGCAAGCCUGCUCCCAGAACACUUCGGCUCUGUGAAAAGUCAGCUCUUUUCCUCCAGCAAGUCCAUACCAGGGGUCCCCACCUGCUUUGAGGUGAAACCUGAAGAAAACUCGGACGUUCAUGAUAUGAGAGUAAACCGUUCUAUCAUGAGAAUAAAAAAGAGAUCUCGAAGUGUUUUCUACAGACUGACCGUAUUAAUAUUGGUGUUUGCUGUUAGUUGGAUGCCACUACACCUUUUCCAUGUGGUAACUGAUUUUAAUGAUAACCUUAUUUCAAACAGGCAUUUCAAGUUGGUGUAUUGCAUUUGUCACUUGUUAGGCAUGAUGUCUUGUUGUCUUAAUCCAAUUCUAUAUGGAUUUCUUAACAAUGGAAUCAAAGCUGAGUUACUGUCCUUUAUACACUGUCUUCAUAUGUCAUAAUUCUCACUGUUUACCAAGGAAAGAACAAAUGUUGGGACCAUCUAAAAUACAGUCACAAUGACUUUGUGUAUAUUGUAAACAAAUUUUGUUAACUUAUGAAUUAAUUUAUGUAUAAGAGUUUUGAAUUUGAAUGUCAGUUCAUAGUACAUAUAUGGAAGAUGUUUUGUGUUAUAGUACAGUGAAUUCAUUUAGUUGUAUAAAGUCAGUGUCAGUCUAAUCUGUGAUUUCAUUUUAAAAAGUAGUUAUAUUACCUUUUGUUUCCCUUUGUCUUGUAAACAAGUGGAUUGUAAUUUUUGU